UUAUGUUAAGCUUUUCAACCUGCUCUUCAUGUCUCCAUCACCAUCUGGCCAUUUGGCUCUUUUUUUAAAUGUGUGAAGAUGAACAUGUUCCAGUGAUGUCUUUCUUUGCCUCUGCAGGAUAUCUGACGGUAACGAUAGAGCCAUUGCUGCCAGUUGUUGUGGGAGAUACCGUGACUCUAAAGUGCAACUUCAAGACAGAUGGAAGAUUGCGAGAGAUUGUUUGGUACAGGGUUACUGAUGGAGGCACUAUUAAGCAGAAGAUUUUUACGUACGAUGCUAUGUUCAAUACCAAUUACUCCCAUAUGGAGGAUUACCGGAGACGGGAAGACCUGGUGUAUCAAUCAACGGUCCGGCUUCCAGAGGUCCGGAUUUCAGACAACGGACCUUAUGAAUGCCAUGUAGGAAUCUAUGACCGAGCAACACGGGAGAAGGUCGUCCUGGCAUCAGGGAACGUUUUUCUUACGGUCAUGUCUCCACCCAACAACAUCUCAGUCGUGGCAGAGAACACGCCGGCACCUUUCAGCCGCUACCAGGCCCAGAAUCUUACUCUGGUCUGCACUGCCAAAGGAGGCAAACCAGCUCCAUCGGUAUAUUUCAAACGGGAUGGAGAGUUGAUAGAGGUGAUCUCCUAUGUUUCACCCACUGUUGGUUACGAGGGUGGUGGCUCAGCUGGCGUGCGUGGAGCCAGACCUCUGAUCAGCAGAGAUCUGGAUGACACUAAGCUGAGGAAGUCUCUAUCUCUGCUGGGUCCGGAGGGCAGGCCCGGACGCCUCUACACACAGAGCCCUGGGAGGAGCUACAUGGCCAAACAGCCAGGUCAAGAGCCCAGCCCGGCCACAGAGACCAUCCCAGAGACAGUAGUCAGCCGAGAGUUCCCACGGUGGGUUCAGAGCACAGAACCCCUGUAUUUCUUCAGCAACAUGCAAAUCCCCCAGAGCGAUGGGUCUGUGCUGGUCCAGGCCAAGCUCACCUGGACUCUGAAUCCACAGCUGGAUAAUGAUGCCCUGUUUAGCUGCGAGGUCUCCCACCCGGCUCUCUCCAUGCCUAUGCAGACUGAGGUCACACUGGCGGCUCCUAAAGGCCCCAAGCUUUCAAUAACACCUGCCAGGGCAAAGGUAGGGGAUACGGUUCGCAUCACCGUCCAAGGUUUCCAGGUAGGAUCUCCGGUGAAUGAGGUGUUUCCUGAGCCUCUGUUCACCUGGACGCGGGUAGGCAGCAGAUUGCUUGACGACAGUGCUGAGAGAGAUGGGAAGGAACUGGUGUUAGAGCGAGUGCCUGCAGAACUCAAUGGCUCCAUGUACCGCUGCACGGCCCAGAAUCCACUGGGCUCUACUGACACACACAUACGCCUCAUUGUUUUCGAAAACCCGAUGAAAAACACACAGAAUCCGAACAGUAAGUAUUUGAACGCCUCUGAUUAGAUUCCUUGACUGUGUGAGCUUUUUGCAGCUUCUUGUUUGAGAAGUCUAAUUGAUGUAUUAACAAUUACAAGAGAGCCGUUCCCAGUGUUUUCCUCUUAUGGGUGCUAUAAUUGCACAACUGAAGUUUUUAAAAAUGACAGAGAUUCAUCAAAGGUCGGAAUACUCUCCCAAAAUGCAUUGCACUCAAAAUGUUCUUCCAUUUCAAGAAUGACACAUGAACCAAAAGUUAUAUCUCACUAACUGAAUAUUUGCCCAGACAUUAAAACCUAUAUAUUUUUUGGGGUGGGAGAAAAUUUGAUUAAAUAAAUGUAUUUAUUGCUGAGAUAAUCACUUGUUGAAAUAAAUAAGCAACAAACAAGCAAUAAGUACAACAUACAGCAUAGGUCAUGUGACAACUCUAUUGCAUACUUCCUCUAGUGUCACCUUGACUGAUUAUUUUUAAAAAGUU
Messenger RNA from Carassius auratus (goldfish), 1869 nucleotides. RefSeq names its product immunoglobulin superfamily member 21-like. Gene Ontology annotation, cellular component: adherens junction. Bases 69 to 1421 code for a protein of 450 amino acids. The record is from RefSeq and is a predicted model, not a curated record. Gene Ontology annotation, biological process: homophilic cell-cell adhesion; heterophilic cell-cell adhesion. The transcript has 8 exons. Lineage: Eukaryota; Metazoa; Chordata; Actinopteri; Cypriniformes; Cyprinidae.